GUCAACGAUCUCCGGCAUUCAUAUUACAUCUUUGUGGCGAGAUGCAUGCACAUACGUGGGGUGUCGUUCCACGUCCAGGCUGGCUAUUUCAUUGAUCUGGAAGUCUCACGAGACGCGCGUCGAUCUUCAGGAGCUACAGAAGACCGGCAAGCAAGUUGCUUUGCAACGAAACGCCUUCCCAAACCCUCCAACAUAUGGCUAGCAAGCAGGCUGCAUGUCUCAACUGCCGAAAAAGCAAGAUCAGAUGCAAGAGAGACCCUGGAGCCCCGGUGUGCGAGAAAUGCACACAAACGGGCGUGGAAUGCGUCAUUCCUAGCUUCCACAUCGGAAGGCAGAAGGGCGUCAAGAACAAGCGAACUGGACUAGAAAAAGCCAUAUUUCAGAUUGAAGAAGCUCUUAGGAAAUCCAAAUCAGACCCAUCGUCGAGCGAGGGCACUGUGGAACACUUGCAACAGCUCCUCAGCCAGGCGCGUGGUGGGAGCAAUGAGCCGUUUCACAUUUCGCCAGCAUCGUCGGCCGGUGCCCUUCCAGUCAUCGAGAGAGAUGGAGCGGGCCCAUCCACGGACGAGCACCUAGCAUUGGAUGAUGCAGAGAAUCCUCUUCAGCUGCUCGCAAGAGCAUCGGAUCUUCGGUUGACCUCCCCGCACUCAGGAGAUAUUGGCGCUUCCACCCCUUCAAGUAGGACCUUUGCAAGCGACAGAGGGGACAAGUCUGACGUUCACCGAUUCUUUCUACCCGUCAAAGCGAACUUAGACCAGGGCCCCGAUUUAGAUCCGAUUGACCUUGGGCUGGUGACCAUGGAAGAAGCAGAAAUGCUCAUUUCAUUUUAUCACGAGAAGCUAGCCCAUACCCGGUGGGGCACCGAUACAACCGUACAUACUCUUCCAUUCGUUCGAAAUCGGUCGUCAUUUCUCUUCACAUCCCUCCUCCUGUCGUCUGCCCUAUUCAUGCCUACCGCUGCAGCACUUUGCAAAAGGCUCCUCAUACACCGGAAGUUCCUCGCAGAGCAAGUCAUCGCUCGCCGAUUUCGCUCUGUCGAGAUAGUCCUAGCGUUCAUGGUCAAUGUUCCCUGGAUGCACCCCGGCGCGCAUGCUAGCGACGACGAUACGGGUCUGUACAUUUCAACAGCUAUAAGCAUUGCACUAGACUUGUAUUUAAACAAGAUUCUUGUGCCGUCUCGGACAUUCGCUCGCGAUCUGCUCAAACGGGUACCACGAGCCGACUGCCUCGAUGCAAAGAAGGCACUGGCCAUGGACGGGUUCGAAGACAUUGACACCGAGUCUGACUGGGGGCAGAGAUUGCUUCGUCGAAGAGAAAGAGUAUGGAUUUCAUUGUUCGUAUUGGACCGCGGCGUUUGCCUUGCUCGGGGUCGCAAUUACUGCGUUCCCAUUACCCCCCUGGUCAGGCACUGCGACAGUUGGCAUGUCAGCAACGGGACAUCCGAUGUUCAGGAUGGGCCCCUUGUUUCGAUGGCUGUGCUUCGACGAGACCUAGACGAUCUCUUCAACGCUGUCCGUUCGAGGUGCGACAGCUACAGGGUGAUCGACGUCGGUUCUAAGGUUGCGGAAGAAAUCGACGCGACCAUAGAGAGCUUCUUCGGUAGAUGGCUUGCCACUUGGACCGCUUCCAUCGGCGAAGGCGAACACAAAGCUCUGCCGCCGUACGUUGAAAUCCUCGUCACGCAUACCCGGCUCUCUGCUUACGGCGGCGUCAUCAACCACCCGACUGCGCCUCUCGAAGUCAAGCGACUGUUCCGCGCCUCGGCACUGUCCUCCGCCCUUAAUGUCAUGCGCGCAGCGAUCCAGGGCGAAGCUCGCUUGAAGUCAAUGCCGAACAACACCGUGACUAUGAUCUGCUUUGCGGCUUGCGUCGCUCUGAAUCUGAGCACUCCAACCCCCGGCGCGAAUCAAAACCUCGUUCCAAGCGUACGGAAUCUCAUCGAAGAGACGGCAACCGUCUUGGAGCGCGUAGGAAGCACUCCAGCUCACAGAAACGGUGCCUCAGUUAUAUACGGAAAAUACAUGCGUGAGCUCGUAAAGCAAGCGCCCGAGCUACCAAGGCACCCUCCGCCCGAACCACGCAGCUAUGUACCGCCAGCCUCGGAUCCUCCUGGCUCCUUGUUUCCUCCGGCAACGGACCUGAUAGACUCAUCAAGUCAGGUCCAACACUCCUUGGGGUCCUCGUGGGAACCACUUCAGUUUUCGGCCAUGUCUGGCAACGAGGUUAUUGAGACAGUUAUGAACGUUGGCGACUUCGAUUCUUCCCUAUUCGACUUUCCGAUGCAGGACGCUAAUAAUGCGUUCAUGUGGAUGGAUUGGAUGAAUCCUCCAGACUUUGGGUUUCAAUAGGCCCCUGGAACCAGAAGCUCCCGCUAAAAUCUGGUCGUUAUAUGAGGUUCGGCCGCAACACGAUGUCCGCGCAAAAGGAGUUGACGGCGCUUCUCCAUCCGGGGCCGGUCCGCUGAAAUUUAGCACGAAAGUUCGCGCACAUAUAUGGGUCACCGCAUAUUCGUCGAAACCCCUAACCUCACUCUCGGUACCUGAUAUGCUCCCGAAUGUUAUCCGUCACGACAUUAGCCAUCGGAGCGGCUGCUCACCAAGCACAAAGAUAACCGUACUCGAAGCGGACACA
Molecule: messenger RNA, 2631 nt
Organism: Trematosphaeria pertusa
Lineage: Eukaryota; Fungi; Ascomycota; Dothideomycetes; Pleosporales; Trematosphaeriaceae
Exons: 3
Coding region: 195-2348 (717 amino acids)
Biological process (GO): regulation of DNA-templated transcription
Cellular component (GO): nucleus
Molecular function (GO): DNA-binding transcription factor activity, RNA polymerase II-specific; zinc ion binding; transcription cis-regulatory region binding
Source: RefSeq, a predicted model, not a curated record